Lycium barbarum (goji berry) is the source of this 1474-nucleotide messenger RNA. Its product is annotated as SEC12-like protein 1. Gene Ontology annotation, cellular component: endoplasmic reticulum membrane. Gene Ontology annotation, biological process: protein secretion. The record is from RefSeq and is a predicted model, not a curated record. Gene Ontology annotation, molecular function: GTPase activator activity; protein binding; guanyl-nucleotide exchange factor activity. The transcript has 10 exons. Lineage: Eukaryota; Viridiplantae; Streptophyta; Magnoliopsida; Solanales; Solanaceae. Bases 122 to 1264 code for a protein of 380 amino acids.
AAAAACUCAACUGUCCUUCCCAUUAACUAACAACAAAAUAUCAAUAAUAUAAAUUUCCCAUUUUUUUUCCGCCAUUCUUUGUACCUUUGAUAAUACACACACAGAGAGAAAGAGGGUUUAAAUGGACGGUGGUGAUGUUACUAAGGAGGGGAAAGUGACGUGUGCAUCAUGGAUCAAACGGCCAGAAAACGCGCAUCUGGUUGUGAUUGGAAAGUCCUCUUCGCUCGAGAUUUUCUCAUUUGAUACAGAGAUUACUUCUCUUUCUGAUAAUCCCAAGGCGAAGUAUGUGUUCGAGGAAAGUGGUGAUCCAGUGCGCAUUGCAGUACAUCCUAGUGGGGAUGAAUUUGUGUGCUCAACCACUACUGGUUGCAAGUUGUUUGAGUUAUAUGGUCAUGAAGAUAAUAUAAAACUUGUGCGCAAGGAGUUUGAUCUCGAAGAUGUUGGUCCACAAAAAUGCAUGGCCUUUAGUGUUGAUGGCUCCAAAUUAGCCACAGGCGGAGUUGAUGGACAUUUCAGACUUUUUGAGUGGCCAACCAUGCGCAUUGUUGUGGAUGAACCUAAAGCUCACAAGUCAUUCAGAGACAUGGAUUUCAGCUUAGAUUCAGAAUUCUUAGCUUCCACAUCCACAGAUGGUGCUGCCAGAAUAUGGAACACAAGCGAUGGUGUUCCAGUAACUUUAACACGAAAUUCAGAUGAGAAUAUUGAGCUCUGCAGGUUUUCUAAAGAUGGGACAAAACCAUUUUUGUUCACUACUGUUCAGAAAGGCAAUAAGACAUUAAUUGCAGUUUGGGACAUCACUACAUGGAAGAAAAUUGGACAUAAAAGCUUGUUAAAAAAGCCAGCUUCCAUUAUGUCAAUUAGUUUGGAUGGGAAAUAUCUUGCAUUGGGAAGCAAAGAUGGUGAUGUCUGUGUUGUUGAAGUGAAAAAGAUGGAGAUCUCGUCCUUGCACAAGAGAAUGCACUUGGGUACCAAUAUCACUUCUUUGGAGUUUUGUCCUAGUGAAAGGGUUGCUCUUACCACUUCCUCUCAAUGGGGAGCAAUGGUGACUAAGUUAAAUGUCCCAGCUGAUUGGAAAGAGUGGCAGAUUUAUCUAUUACUCUUGGGAUUAUUUUUGGCAUCAGCUAUUCUAUUUUACGUGUUCUUUGAGAAUUCAGAUUCUUUCUGGAACUUCCCUGAUCCAUCUUCAAGACCAAAGAUUGAAACUCUCCAUGGAGAUCCAACAUCUGAUGAACAAUGGAGCAGCUUUGGACCUGUAGAUUUGUAAGCUCUCAUAGCUUCUUUUUUUACGGAAUUAAGGAGGCUGAAUUGAAGAAAGAUUGUGAAAUAAGUCUAGUUUUUUAAGGCAUUUCUUAAGCUUUUAACUUGUAUACCUUCUAAUUGAUGGAUGUUAAAAUAUGUGGCUGUAGUUGUAUUUUUGGGUGUUAAUCUCUCUUAAGAUAUAUUUGAUCCUAGAAGAAGAAAGUGCUGCGGCAUA